UUACUUAGUUAUUUUACUUUCAAUUUAGUUUAACUUCUUAUUAUUAUCAAAUAAAUAUGAUAUAAUCUAAGCAAUACGGCCAAAGCCGGUCCUUCUGAAUAAAAAAUAUGAUAUAAUCUAAAUCAAUUUAAUAAAUUUAAAACUCUUUCCUCUAGAAAGUACUGCAGCAUCUGGAUAUGAAGAAAUAUGUAUAAUCUUUUUUAAAAAAGCGAGAAAGUCAUAUGUUGUUAGAUCAUUGGUUUUAACCCCAGCAAUAUCGACAUGGAACCACCAGCAAAAAAGACAAAAUUAGACACUGAAAAUGUCCCAAAUGCAACAGCCAGUCAGAGCGUUAGCUCUUCCUAUCACGGGAUGUUCUACCAUCUACGGCUCGGAAUGGUGAUACUGCUGCACUCGUACAAUCUUCAUCGUAAAGGAACGCUGCCCCACCUCAGCAUCACCAUGGAAGACUGUGAGGCGGGCAAGUUUGAUGACAUAGUGAUCCGUUACGCGUCAUGCACCUCCCCGAAAGGUACCAUUUACAUCCAGGCCAAGCAUAAACUCUCCUCGGAAAACACAAAACCACUCACGGAAGGAGAUUUCUUCACGAAAAAGGCCUCAAACACUCCGUUCUCCAUUCCCAUGUACUUUCGAUCGUUUCUGGACCACUAUCGGCCUGCUUCCAGUGGUUCGCAUGCAUACUUACUGUGCACCAAUGCAACGAUCGAUGAUAAGAUGAUGCAAUAUUUCACCCGGAGACACUAUGAUGUGAGUGAUAUUCUAUCGUUUUGUGAUUUGAUUAACGCUACAUGCUAUUCCUUCAAGCGAGAAGGCAAGUUCACCGCACUGUUUAAAGAUCUGCGAAGAGUCAGUUUGGAAAAGCUUGGCAAACUGCUCGCGACUCACGCUAAAACUGGUGAGGAAAUCAAUUCAAACGACACACUCAUUCGUUUGUACCACAACUUAAUUGCAAUGUCGGUGGAACGGGUCACGUCGAACGUGUUCAGAUUCAAGCGUGAGUUUUGGACAGCACACGAUGCCACGCCCAUGGGAAGGCUUCGCAUUAUCGUUGAGCGGGAGUACGGAAAGCUGCCUCAAAAUAGGCCCAAAGAAGAAGCGAUACAGUUAACGAUUUCAAACGCCUCCAAUGAUUUCCCCAACGCCGCUACAAACACUGGUUCUGUAGAUCAGUUUUGCUUUGAGCAAAUCGAUCGAAUAAUCCACCAAUUUUGUGACGAGUUCCUGUUGGUGUGUGGAUCGAAAAGUGAAUCGAAUCUGCUAAGCGACGCUCACGAACUGAUGCCCAGCUGGGUGCGCGAUCGAAAGGGAACAUUUGAAAAUCUGCAAACCCUGCUGGUGGAGGCACUCCGAGGGGAAGGAACGAACACGAUCACGCUGAAGCAGCUCAAAGAAAAGUACAUUGAAGUAAAUGCGAACGAAAGCUUCAACAUGCUGCGAGUACUGACACAAGAACACUUUCAAUCAGUGCGCAAUGAAUAUCCAUUUAUCGAAUUACAGGAAGAUCGUCUGAAAGACUCUUCGCUCUAUCGAUUCAUUUGUGACAGUUCGUCGCUUGAUGUUCAUUGCUUUUUUAGCAAAAACAACGUUAAUAUCAGUUCAAUGAUUAUUGCACAAGCUUCAGCCCUCCGACAGUAUGAUUGUUUAUUUGUAAACGCUUCAUCAAGCCAAGUGAAAGGAAACAUUCGUGAGAUCGUUCGUGAUGUGAUGGAGUUCUUAUUUGAUGUUGAUCUCACAUCACGUUACAUUUUUGUCAUUUAUGGUCAACCAGCACCAGCAGAUCUUCGUGCAGUCCAGAGACAUUCAAGUAAAUACAAAAUUAAGUCCAUUCUCAUUCAACAACUAACCGAGGACAAUUUAUAUGAAGAUCGUUUCUUCGUUCGUGAUCUUACGGAGGAGGCAAAGGAACGGUUGUUAAAACAGCAUAAACAUUUCACCAUUUUUGGAACAACUAUCACUUUCAAUAGGGCUGUACGAGACGAUGAUACAUUAAGUUUUUUGUGUGGAGUGUUGAAAAGGUGUAGCGGAACGGAUGAGCAAAGGGAUGAAUAUUGCAAUAAGAAGAGUUUUGAAAGCAUAAGCAAAUGGUAUAUUCCUCGUUCUAUUGCAUCUUAUGGAGAGCGUAGCAGUAAACCUGGAUUGCAAGAAGAAAGGAUCGAAUUAGAGUAUCCAUCAGAUCUUCAAAUAAUACCGUUUGAUAGAUUUUCAUUAGAGACUUCAACGGUUUUGACGCACUUAAACUCUGCCCUUAACUUGCCUAGCGACGCUCACCGCUUUCCUGAAGAGCUGAAGCCCAACAAUGAAGCGAAAGUGCACAUAAUCCUAGAUGACGCUGGGUACGGAAAAUCCACCUUCUUUAUUGCACUAGCGUCUCAUCUAUCGGAUGAUAAUCCAUCGGCGUUUGUCAUACGCAUGAUCGCUUUGAGCUAUAGUACCGACUUUGCUCGCCUAAAGACGGCCGCCGACCCCAGCAUGAUGGAUGACACAGCCAUCGUGAGAAUCCUAUACCGGCUUGUCCAUUUGACACUGUGUGUGAGCAAUGUUAACGCACAAUCAGUAAGAGAUACCGAUAGCAUAAGAGAGCGGGCAGAUGAAGCCGCCCGCCUGUUUACAAUCUCAGAAGGUAAAGUUGUGCUCGAUCAAGAUCAAACUAGCUCAUCCAAACUCGCCGUAGAAGAGCUGCUAGAGUUGCGAUUGUUUGCAGAUAAGUUUAAUCAAAAACAGCUUCUACUCCUGCUGGAUGGGUUUGAUGAGAUUGCUCCACAUUAUAAGCAGCUUGCAAUGAAGUUCUUGUCACGGCUCGCAGAUGUGGAUGGCAUUGGAAAGCUUUACCUUUCCUCCAGACCGUACGAUUUCAAAGCUGAGAUGGAGCAAGCAUUUCCCAGCUGUAAAAUACACCAGCUAGAACCGCUUGGAAUGCGGAAUGAAUUACGAUUUGUGCACAAUUAUUUGACUAGCGAACUUGAAGCUUACAAACGAUGCGAGGAAAGGGAUCGCAUAACGGUUGUAGCGAUUUUGUACGAUCGCUUAAUGGAAAGUAUUAGUGAGCUGAAAUCUAUUCCUCUGUUUCUUCACAUGGGAGCAAGAAUGCUAUUGCCUGCGGUUAGACAGCACGUUAAUUUUGAACAACGUACAAUUUCACGUGAAAUCUUCAACCCAACUAACAACGAUCAAUUACGAAUGAUUGCAGAAUUUGUUGACAGAAAGAUGCAAAUACUACAAAUUGGUAAAACUGGCCUAACCGACACUGUUACGUAUAAUGCAGCGCAGAUUAUUAAAAACGAGGAAGCUCGCCAACAGUUGAAGCGAAGACAUUUACUAUUAGCGCUGGUUGUGAUGUUCGACAAGGACGACAGAGCUACGUUGCUGUCGAACAAGGAACAGCUAGAGGUCGCUCGAUGUCUUCAAAAGCUAGCUGAAAGCAAUGAGAAGACAGGAAUCGUACUGGGAGUGCGGGAUGAUAUGCCGCAAUUUUCGCAUCGAAUCUUUGCGGAGUACUUUGCGGCGAGCUGGUUACACGAACACAAGCAUCGAGCGGAGUGUGUAAGCUUUCGUCAGUCGGAGUCGUACGGUAAGCGUGAGCUGAGCCGAGUGCGGGAUUUUUUCGAUCGGAUGAUUCAAAUGGGGUAAUAGCUGUAACAUGACAAAUUAUUCUUAAAGGUUUUUUUUGUUUGAUGCACUGUAAAAUUGU
Anopheles coluzzii is the source of this 3688-nucleotide messenger RNA. RefSeq lists its product as uncharacterized. The coding region runs from base 262 to 3627 and encodes 1121 amino acids. The record is from RefSeq and is a predicted model, not a curated record. The transcript is spliced from 2 exons. NCBI's taxonomy places the organism in Eukaryota, Metazoa, Arthropoda, Insecta, Diptera, Culicidae.